Messenger RNA from Pectinophora gossypiella (pink bollworm), 743 nucleotides. RefSeq lists its product as uncharacterized. The transcript is spliced from 4 exons. Lineage: Eukaryota; Metazoa; Arthropoda; Insecta; Lepidoptera; Gelechiidae. The record is from RefSeq and is a predicted model, not a curated record. Bases 1 to 579 code for a protein of 192 amino acids.
AUGGCAAAGGGAGCUGUACCAGGGACAUUCUUCUGGAAACCGCGUUUGGCUCUGGAUUUAUCUAUACCUACAACGCAGGCAUCAUCCGCUGUGCGUAUGCCAACCAAAGAUAACAUCCACGACGGCACGGUGGUGUUGGUGGACGGGUACGCUGCUGGCAUGACGAUUAUUUCACUAGCUGCCGGUUUGUCCAGUAGUACAGCUUACCCUCAUCUUAACCCGAUUUCUGCGUUUUUCUACACCAAUAUGUAUAGAUGGGGCUUAAGAUAUAUGAGUCUUAUCCCGCACUGGAUGGGUGGCCAUGGUGGCAAUUAUGUUGAGACUCAUAAAGUUUGGCGCCGACGAUUUUAUUACAUGGAUGAGUUUAUGCCUGAAUGGAUGAAAAAUCUAUUGGUUCAUGUUCCGCAAGAAGAAUGGGAUAAAGAGUACCUGGACUGGAAGAGAUUCAAAAAAUAUUCUGAGCCUGCUUUUGGUAAACAUUACCGCUACCCAACUAGAUCAUUUAACGAUUUUAGAUCUAUGGAAACUAUAGAGACAGAAGAGGCAAAUGAAGAAAUAUCUUCGGAGUCUGGUAUUUAAACGGAAUAUAAAGUCACAAGGUCCUUAAACAUAUUUGUUCAGUAAAGUUGCGGUACGAGGUUAGAUAUAAUAGUUAUAUUAUGACUUAACCUUAACACGUUUUUAUUAAGAAUGAAUUUAAAUCGUCAUUGUGACCAUUCACUGUAAGAGGUAGAAUUAAAGGG